AUGCUCAGGCUUCCAAAAGAUGCUGUAUUGACAUUAUGUGAAAACAUACGACCUUAUGUGCAAAGAGCUAUAAGACCAACAGCAAUUCUAUUUGAAUUAAAGGAUCUUAUCAAAGAAGAGUCUGUAUUUAGGGACACUAGUAUGUGCCAGGCAUCUAUUAGUGGUGCAAUACAUGAAAUUGUAAAUGCAAUAAAUGCCAUUAUGCAACAAUGGAUAAAGUUUCCUGUACAAGCUAAUGAGAUUGAAGCAAUCCAACAACAACGCCAUUUUGUGGGAUCUUGGCCAGACUCUGUAUUUAGGGACACUAGUAUGUGCCAGGCAUCUAUUAGUGGUGCAAUACAUGAAAUUGUAAAUGCAAUAAAUGCCAUUAUGCAACAAUGGAUAAAGUUUCCUGUACAAGCUAAUGAGAUUGAAGCAAUCCAACAACAAUUCUGGAUUAAUACCAAUUUUCCAAGCGUUAUAGGAGCUGUUAGUGAUUAUUAUGGCAUUAUACUAGCAGUAGCGGCAAAUCACGGAGGUCGGACACAUGAUGCUAGAGUUUGGAACUCGUCUCGGUUAUCGAGGCAUAUGUUGAACCAGUAUGAAAAUGGAAGGAGAAAUGUAUGGUUGUUAGGAGAUUCUGGCUAUCCAUUAUUGCCAUAUUUAAUGACUCCAAAACUAAAUCAACCACCAGGAUCUCCAGGUGCAUCAUAUACAGAUGCUCACGCUGUAGCACGAAGCUCUGUAGAGAGAACAAUAGGAGUAUGGAAAGGACGCUGGAGAUGUUUGCGUAAAGAAAGAGGUUUACAUUAUUCACCAGAAUUUGCAGCACUUAAAGUAAAUGCCACUUGCGUAUUGCAUAAUAUUGUCAAACAUUAUAAUGUUCCGGAUGUUGAAAUAUACAGAGAUGAGCAAGAAAAUAUUGAAGCAGAAGACAAUAUGCAUGCAGAUAUGCGUGCAAGAGGAAAUAUAGUGCGAGAAACAAUAAUUGAAAGAUAUUUUACAUAG
Messenger RNA from Mycetomoellerius zeteki, 987 nucleotides. RefSeq names its product putative nuclease HARBI1. The transcript is spliced from 7 exons. Lineage: Eukaryota; Metazoa; Arthropoda; Insecta; Hymenoptera; Formicidae. The record is from RefSeq and is a predicted model, not a curated record. The coding region runs from base 1 to 987 and encodes 328 amino acids.